Carica papaya (papaya) is the source of this 612-nucleotide messenger RNA. The record is from RefSeq and is a predicted model, not a curated record. Lineage: Eukaryota; Viridiplantae; Streptophyta; Magnoliopsida; Brassicales; Caricaceae.
AUGGAUGAGCAGGGAAAAGAAUCAGUUGUUUACGUAGCACUCGGAAGUGAGUUCACCCUAAGUCAACAAGAACUCACUGAGUUGGCUCUUGGGUUAGAGUUAUCUGGGCUACCAUUCUUUUGGGCAUUAAGGAUAAGGAAAGGACUCGAUGCUACCGGGUCUGAGCAACCAUCGUUGAAGCUACCAGAGGGGUUUGAAGAUCGAGUCAAGGGUCGAGGGAUUGUUUGGACGAGAUGGGCACCUCAACUCAGGAUAUUAAAUCACGAGUCAGUCGGAGGAUUCUUGACUCACUGUGGAUGGAGUUCAAUCAUUGAGGGGCUCCUGUUUGGAUGUCCACUGGUGAUGUUACCUUUCAUGGUGGACCAAGGAUUGAAUGCGACAGUCAUGGAGGAGAGAAACAUAGGUGUAGUGGUUCCAAGAAAAGAUGAUGAAGAUGGAUUGUUCACGAGGGAUGAUGUUGCAGAAUCUCUGAGGCUGGUUAUGGCAGAUGAGCAGAAAGAGGGAAAGAGUAGUUACAGGGAGGAGGCAAGGAAGAUGGCCAAGUUAUUUGGGGAUAGAGAGCUACAUCAAAAAUACAUGGAUGAUUUUAUCAAACAACUUUUGGUUAAUUAA